Molecule: messenger RNA, 949 nt
Organism: Klebsormidium nitens
Lineage: Eukaryota; Viridiplantae; Streptophyta; Klebsormidiophyceae; Klebsormidiales; Klebsormidiaceae
Source: the annotation of a GenBank genome assembly
GGCAUGCAUGAGUAAAGCGCCUACUCCAAAGACAACACCCUUUGUUCCAGCACUCUCGCUGCCAGGUGUGAGCGAGCCCUUUGAACAAGGUGUCCGCUUGGGACAUCACCGUCAUCAUCAAAUCGUCUCAUUACUGGUAUCACAGUCGGUCUGCGCUGGCGCGCAUCCCGCGGGCCUGAAGGAGUUCCGGUCCAAGACGGCCGCGGCAUCUGCGCUCUCUGCAACAGCAGCGGCUGUGGGAAGGGUGACCUGCGGCGCUUGUCGUUCGCUCUUGGCGAUUCCCAGUGGAAAUGUAUGCCUGCCCACGAGGCUUGGGGAAUCAAGGUCACCCGAGCGCGCAGGCGACCGCGCGUGUGCACAGCUCGAUGGAGUUUGAGAGGCGCGUUGUGGCGGUCGAGUCCCUGCUGUUCCUGGGUGAACGUGGAGCAGUUCCGGCGUCCCGGUGCCGCUUCCACGCGCUCCUCUCGCCAGCAUCUCUCAAGCAUGACGAAAAACUUUUUUCUCACACACCAUCGCCGAAUCCCGGACCCGCAGAAGCUCACCUACCAGACGCUACCGCGGCUGUUAUUUUCCAUCCAAGCUGGACGGCUCAUGACGCUCAUGGGCGGCUCCGGUUUGGUUUGGAGCGAGAGACCGACGUCAGCACCUCGUCAGCACCAGCUUGUAGCUCGACAUCACUUGCCAGCUGUCAACCUGGCCCCCGCCUCAUUCUCCAAUUGUCGAGAAUGACGCUCGAGGCCGAGACUCGCUCGCUGCGCUGCCCGGAUCAAGCAGAAUCGUAAGUGCUACGUUGAAGGGAGCCUUUUCGUGAGGGGACAAUGAUGUUAGAGACAGAAAACUGCCGUUGCAACAAUGAUAAGGUGCGGGAACGAUGUAAUAGCGCAUUAGCGGCUCAGUGAGGCCGAAACCGUUUUCUAUUUAAUGCCAUGCAAGUCAAUCAUUGAAGGCU